AGAAGUUUUUACCUCGUGAGACAUUUUAACUGUUAGCUGGUGCUUGCUCGUACCGUGAAUAAUCACGAAAAGUACCUUUCAUAUUUUGCCAUAUCCAGGGUAAUAUAUUAAAAAGUCAGGACUCUGAGGAAGGCUUCUCUUCUAGAUCAUGCCCAAUGAACCCGAUCAUCCUCCGGCUAAAAAAUUUAAGCCGGCGUCUGUUUUCUUCCGCCUCGACAAGCAGAAAGCUGGUAUGUUGCUGCCUGGGAAACCAAAAACAACGACGAUUGAAGACCAAAGAAAACAACUUCCUAUUUAUCAAGCCCGAAAUCAGCUUUUACACCACCUGAGACAACUUCACAACGCUAUUCUCAUAGGGGAAACAGGCUCAGGAAAGACCACCCAAAUCCCCCAGUAUCUCUAUGAGGCAGGGAUUGGACGCCAGGGCCUCGUUGCAGUCACUCAGCCCCGCCGAGUGGCUGCUAUCUCGCUGGCAGGAAGAGUGGCAGAGGAGAAAAGGACACAUCUUGGCAAGCUGGUGGGGUACUCCGUGCGUUUUGAGGAUGUCACCUCCUCUGAGACCAAGCUGAAGUUUAUGACCGAUGGUAUGCUCCUACGUGAGGCCAUUAGUGACCCCUUACUGCUGCAUUACACAGUAGUAAUCCUAGAUGAAGCUCAUGAGCGCACCGUGCACACAGAUGUGCUGUUUGGAGUGGUUAAAACAGCUCAGCGCAGGCGCAAAGAACUUAAUAAGAUUCCUCUGAAGGUCAUCGUGAUGUCAGCUACAAUGGAUGUGGACCUGUUCUCUGAAUACUUCAACAGGUCACCUGUACUGUACUUGGAAGGCAGACAACAUCCCAUUCAAAUCUAUUACACCAAGCGGCCUCAAUCCGACUAUCUCCAAGCUGCUCUCGUCUCAGUGUUCCAGAUACACCAGGAAGCUCCUCCCUCACAUGAUAUCUUGGUCUUCAUGACGGGUCAGGAGGAGAUUGAAGCUCUAGCAAGGACAUGUCGAGACAUUGCCAAGCAUCUGCCAGACAAUUGUGGAUCUAUGCUAGUUGUUCCUUUGUACGCAUCCUUACCUCCCACCCAGCAGCUCAGAGUCUUUCGGGACGCUCCAAAGGGUUGCAGGAAGGUUAUCUUGUCAACGAACAUAGCAGAGACCUCCGUUACAAUAUCCGGGGUCAAAUAUGUCAUCGACACAGGGAUGGUAAAGGCCAAACGUUUCAAUCCUGACAGUGGCUUGGAGGUUCUGGCAGUGCAGCAAGUUUCUAAAGCACAGGCAUGGCAGCGAGCAGGCCGUUCUGGCAGGAAGGAGUCUGGAUUUUGCUAUCGUCUCUACACUGAGCAGGAGUUCGACAAGUUUAUCCCUAUGACUGUGCCUGAAAUUCAGAGGUGUAACUUAGCCAGUGUGAUGCUGCAGCUCAUGGCUUUAGGGAUUCAAGAUGUCAUGAAUUUUGACUUCAUGUCAAAGCCCUCUGCAGAGGCCUUGUGCUCAGCUGUGGAGCAUUUGGAGCUGCUGGGGGCUGUGGAAAGAAACCAUGGACACGUUGUCCUCACAGGUUUGGGGAAGAAGAUGUCACGAUUCCCCCUGGAGCCAAGAUAUGCCAAGACCAUCCUGCUGUCCUCCAACUACUCGUGCUCUGAGGAAAUGUUGAGCAUGGUGUCCCUGCUAUCGGUAGACACCGUGCUCUACAACCCACCAGCACGGCGAGAAGAAGUUCUCGCGGUUCGCAAGAAGUUCAUGUCCAGCGGAGGAGAUCACAUGACGCUCCUCAAUAUCUACAGAGCGUUCCAGAAAGUCAAUGGAAAUAAAGAGUGGUGUCGAGAAAACUUUGUCAACAGCAGGAACAUGAGUCUGGUGAAAGACGUCCGAGCUCAACUAAGAGAAAUCUGCCUUAAGCUGAAUUUAAAGUUGGAGUCAUGCGGUGCCGACACUGGAAAGAUCCGACAGUGCAUUGCUCAUGGGAUGUUCAUCAACGCUGCAGAGCUUCAGCCCGAUGGCAGUUAUUUAGCACUGGACACUCACCAACCAGUAGCCAUCCACCCUUCUUCUGUCCUUUUUCAGGCUAAACCAGCAAAUGUGGUGUUCAAUGAACUGCUGCACACCUCACGCUGCUACAUGAGGGACUUGUGUCUUGUCGAUGCUGAUUGGCUGCUGCAUGCAGCCCCACAGUACUUUGGCCGGAAACUGCAUCCCAGCAAAAGCUGAGCACCUAGGAUUUUAGUAUGUCUCCACAAACAGGUAUCUGCAUGUCAAUGAGAUAUGAUAGUAAUAGAUUAAACUACCUCCCGCUUUUAGCUGUCACAGUAACGUUGAUGACAUGCUAUCUUCUACCGAUUCAAAUUUCAUCUUGCUAAAUAAUAAUACUUAGCAGUUAUUGCAUUGUUUGUCGUCUGACUGAAGACAAAUAUUUUAAUUUUUUGCCAUCAAUCUUAAAAUUACUUUUGACAAAAAGUUUCCAAGUUUCCAAAUAAUGUGGAUUAUUUCAAAGCAUUGAAUUGAUUCAAAGGUUUUGUAAGACCAUGGAUGUUCACAAACUCAUUAAAAUUGAUGGUAUUGUAUUAGGUUUUAGUUGACAUACCAGGAUGACGUUAAAUUUCAUACAUCUUUCGACUUUUGUUCCAAGUUUCACUACUUAUUUUUUUUUUUUACAUAAAAUCAUAAAGAAUGUAUUUCUGUCACUCUUCUCUGCUGAUUACGCUCUAAUUUCAGUGACCCCUUCCCUCUGACAACUUCCUGUUUGACAGCUGGGGUGGUUGUAUUGAAUAAUUGUUGUGAACUAUGAUGAGGAGAAUGUUUAAAUGAUAACUAACGUGUUGAUCAUACACCUUUGUCAAUAUUAAUGUUGUAGUGAAACAUUCAACAUUUAGUGAUGGUCAAAUCAAGGUCAUCUGUAAAGGUUUUAUUAACUUCAUCCUGAAAUGUCGAAUCUAUUCCAAUAUCAUAACUUUUACGAGUACUGCAUGUCAAGCAGACAUGAUCCUUUUCUAAUUAUCUAUUGUGUUAUAAUAAUCUAUAUCAGUUUACACUUUUCUAUACAGUGAGAAACAUGCACGCAUUAUCUACGUUUUGAUAGUCUGCAUUUACUGUUUAUGAACAACACAUGUAUGCAAUGCAUGUCGACUAACAGUAAUGAUUUGACUACUCAGGUCUUUCGCACUUUGUAAACUAUAAAUCACAGAUUAUGGAAGAUGCAUAUUUGCAUCUUUUGUACACGACUCAGGAUUGUGCAGUACAGUAUGUAACCACCUUUUUUCAUACUUAUGAAAACCAAAUAUGAUUGACUUGUCUUUAAUUAAAGUGUUGCAUAUGAA
This is a messenger RNA of Nerophis ophidion (straightnose pipefish), 3297 nucleotides long. RefSeq names its product DEAH (Asp-Glu-Ala-His) box polypeptide 33 (gene dhx33). The record is from RefSeq and is a predicted model, not a curated record. Gene Ontology annotation, cellular component: nucleolus; intracellular anatomical structure. NCBI's taxonomy places the organism in Eukaryota, Metazoa, Chordata, Actinopteri, Syngnathiformes, Syngnathidae. Bases 149 to 2191 code for a protein of 680 amino acids. Gene Ontology annotation, molecular function: ATP binding; RNA binding. The transcript has 12 exons. Gene Ontology annotation, biological process: positive regulation of transcription by RNA polymerase I.